AUGACACCUAUUAGGUUAAUACUUAUAUCAAAAUCUCCAGACCUAAUAGGUCUCCAAGGGGGGUUGACUGAAGUGCCCAAGGUUCCUCAUAGCCAACUCUCCAGUACCUUCUCCCUCACCUCAUGCCCUCAAUAUUCCACAUCUCCAAAGCUAGCCUCUUACCUGGAUGACAAUCAAGGCACUUUGAACAAGCAAACAAGGAGGCUUCUUCUGCUCUACACCACAUUCUUUCUAUGUAUCCCUGUUUCUUCCAUCUGGAAAAAGAAACAAGAAUAUAACAAGAGUGCUAUGGCUCUUUGUGGUGGGACUGAGUCAAGGAAUGCAUUGCUGGCACAACUGGCAUCCCUCAUGGGACCAUUGCCACCUCCUCCAGUUUCCAAGCCCCAAGCCAUCAUCUCCCCCAUGCAACCAGUCAAUGCUCCUCCUGUUGAUGUCAUUCAAGACAAACUGGCACCUGUGGCCACCACUGCCUUGGUUGACCACACCCCCAUGGAGCCCAUGCCUAUGACUGUCAUUGUCCAAGAUCUGGACCCUAGCCCUGCUCUUGAUCUUCCAACCUUCAACAUGCUCCCAGACAUCCCAUCAUCUAUGUCCAUGUCCAUGUCCACUGUUGCACUGUCUUGCACACCCUCUCCUUCACUCCCUGGUCCUCUGGACCCUCCACCUCCUCUCACACCAACCACUUCACCUGACCAUCCAACCUCUAUCUCAGAUGCUGCCAUGCUGGCAGAUCCUACCACACCCACCCACCAGGUGCUCAAUGCAUCUGAGCCUGGCCCAGACCAUCUUCCUGCUGACUCUCCCUUGACUGGCCACACAUCCCUUGAUUGCCCUUCAGUCCAGAAUGUGGACCAUCUUGGGGAAUCUGGUCUCCAAUGGCAUGUUUACUGGCUGGAUUGGCACAUCAAGCUCAUUGAGCACACUUCGAAGGACAGUGGCUUUCCUAUCUACCCACCCAUCCCUUGCAACUGGUGUCAUGUUGCUUGA
Messenger RNA from Pisolithus orientalis, 987 nucleotides. RefSeq lists its product as uncharacterized. The coding region runs from base 1 to 987 and encodes 328 amino acids. NCBI's taxonomy places the organism in Eukaryota, Fungi, Basidiomycota, Agaricomycetes, Boletales, Pisolithaceae. The record is from RefSeq and is a predicted model, not a curated record. The transcript has 7 exons.